Colletotrichum gloeosporioides is the source of this 930-nucleotide messenger RNA. RefSeq lists its product as uncharacterized. NCBI's taxonomy places the organism in Eukaryota, Fungi, Ascomycota, Sordariomycetes, Glomerellales, Glomerellaceae. The transcript is spliced from 4 exons. The coding region runs from base 1 to 930 and encodes 309 amino acids. The record is from RefSeq and is a predicted model, not a curated record.
AUGGACUCGGAGGAGUCGGACUUUUACGGAGACGAGGAUGUUAUUGAAGGGCUAGAGGCCCGCGUCAAUUCAUUCAAUGUCGCCCAAUGGUGGGAGGAGACGAGGGCGGUCCAACUCAACCGGAGAGCCAAGGCGGAGCCAACGGACAGCACCAAGCUGCAUAACCCAUACGUAGGUGUACCGUAUGCGUGGCAACUAACCGAGACCGUCAGUGAUUUCCUCAAUCGCCUUCCUCCCGAGACAACUGAGGGCACUGCCGAGGUUCCCUGGAUUUUCAUCUGUAACCCGUUCAUUCCUCGGAAGAACAGGUUUCUCGCACAAAACCAGUUCAGCAAAGGCAAUGAGGAUGAAGCUCCAGAAGAGGAUGGAUCACAGCUCAACACCUUAGUUGAAGGAGGCACCGAGAGGUUGCGCAUUCUGCGCAGCUUUGUUGACGGCAUCCACAGGACGAAAAAGUCUGCGACAGCAAAGCUGUUAGAGAUCAACCACGAGAAGAAGCAGGCAGUCAAGGACGUCCUAUCUCUCGCGCAUGCGUGCAAAGUUAGGUCUGGGAAGAUAAAACUGCUGACGAACAGCUUCAAUGAACAGUGGCUUCUUUUUUGUUCGCCUCGAGACGUGAAUGAGGUAUGGGCGAUCAUUGCCAGGGCCACGGCAAACAACGAGCUUGGCAUCGCUGCUAAAGUGGCACCAAGACAAGACGCAACCGGCCGCAAAGAUCGAAUGAUUGCUGUUUACACUGCCGAUUUCAACGAUGUCACAGACGUGAUGAGGGUGUUGCGUCGGCUCCGGGAGCUGAAAGUGGUGGAGGCGAUGGGACGGCCUAUCUAUUAUAAGCCGGACGCCUUUACAUACAUUGGGGUUGCCCACGGGAACCAGUGGGAUAUCAAAGCAUCCAUUCACAGUUCUCUAGAUAUCAUGCCCAAGCAAUAG